Messenger RNA from Lucilia cuprina (Australian sheep blowfly), 1683 nucleotides. RefSeq lists its product as uncharacterized. Bases 876 to 1472 code for a protein of 198 amino acids. The transcript has 3 exons. The record is from RefSeq and is a predicted model, not a curated record. NCBI's taxonomy places the organism in Eukaryota, Metazoa, Arthropoda, Insecta, Diptera, Calliphoridae.
CAAUCCGAGAUAUUCAAUAAAAAUAAAUUUUGAAAUUUGUAAACUGUUUAAUUUGAAAUUUUUUUAAAUGCAAUGUAAUCAUAAUUAUUUAUAAAUUUUGAUUAAUUAAACGCCUAUUUUUAAGAAUUCAAAAUCAAAGUUAUUUAUCGCAUUAAAACAUACAGACGAACAUUAGAAAAACCAGUAUAGAAAGCUUUAUUUCCCGAUUCAAAAUGUUGAUAUUAGUUAUGUUCAAAACAAAGUUACUCCCAUAUACAGCUGUUAAGGAAACACUGUUUUGUUGUGUACUUUUGAAACAGGGGUGGAUUUACACAAACCACAAAAUGAAAAUUUUCUAAAAAGCGACCAACGUUUUAUAAAUUGAGUAACAAAAAGAAAAUUUUUGCUCCCAAUGCUUAAGUAGUCAGACAGGGUGGAUAUGAAUAGAAAUGAUCACCAUAAUGACAAAAACACUGCCGCUAAUGUUAGAGAGCAAUUUAAAAAUGUGUUUGUUGUACUGUGCAAACUGGAAAAUUAUAACUCGCCAUUAAUAACAACAAAAAAACAUACUCACACGCGACCCGCCACUGUCUGCUUUUGCUGUUUGUAUCAUUCGGUUCGAGUCUGUUUUGUUUGGGCCUCUAUGCCAAGCAAAUAUAUUACCACACAUCAGUUUCUAUUUAUGUCAAGUCCAGCGCGGUUGUUUUGCACCAGAACUUAAAAUUGCUUUAGUUAACGAAUACCAAAUAAAAAAUAUAUAUUAAAUAAUAAAUAAAAAACUAUUGUGCAAAAAAAAAGAAAAACUAAAAACAGAAUACAAAAACAAACUACUAGCGAAAGGAAUUUAAAUUGUGAAAUUAAAAACAAAACUAAUAAAAAGAAUAAAAUUUAUAAAAAUGCAUUUGAAUAACAUCACUAAGGGAAUUUUGUCAUUAAUAUUUAUUGUUGGAUUAUUUAAAAUAACAGGAAUUGAAGCUGAUGGAAAUCAAAAGGGAUCUAGUGAUAGCAAACAAGCAUUUGAUGCAUAUGACUAUAGUGAUGAAAGUGAAACAUCUAAUGGUGAAAUACCCACACCCAAGUCUACAAUUACCCCCUAUUUUGAGAAUAGUCUAAUCACUGUUUAUGCAACAAAAGAUGUAGAAAAUAUCACCUUAGAAUGUUUACCUAAAAAUUUUAAAGAUUCUGUUCAUCAAAUCUUAUGGUAUAAUGAAGAACAUCCCAUAACAAAUGGCAACACCUCAUUGGCGGUUGAUAAAUAUGCAAUCGAUAACAAAUAUCGUCUGACUAUACUUAAUUAUAAGAAAGAUACCGCUGGAAAUUUCUCAUGUGCUGUUUUACCCACUGAAGCCCGCCAAUAUGUUCAAAUUGAAUUUGGUGCUCCUCCAGAAAAUAUUAAAGAUCAAAAUGGUGCUUCCAACAGACUUAUUAUUGAAAUGGGAUUAAUGCUAACAGCUUUAGCUGCAAUAGUCUCAUUAAAUUAUUUUAAAUUUUAAAUUAGUAACAUAGUACUUAGAACAAAUAGAAACAGAAGAAGAAAAAAAUGAAUGAUAAAUGAAAAUUGCGCGCAUUAAUGAGGCUGAAACUUUUCUAAUUUCAAAUAAUGCAAAUGUAUGUACUUAUAUAAUGCCAGGAUUAUAGAAAAAAAAUAUUUGAAAAAAACACGAAAUCAAAAGCUUCGCUCCAUUAUUAAAAACAAUAGAAAAA